Molecule: messenger RNA, 1194 nt
Organism: Monoraphidium neglectum
Lineage: Eukaryota; Viridiplantae; Chlorophyta; Chlorophyceae; Sphaeropleales; Selenastraceae
Exons: 7
Coding region: 1-1194 (397 amino acids)
Biological process (GO): regulation of growth
Source: RefSeq, a predicted model, not a curated record
AUGGAUACUUACAACCCAAUCCACAGCGUCAGCAGCAGCAGCAGCAGCAGCAGCAGCAGCAGCAGCAGCAGCAGCUUCAACAGCGGCAGCAGCAGCAGCAGCAGCAACCUGUGGCGCUCCGGCGCCCUCCCCGGCCCGCCCCCGCCGCCCGCCGCCGCGCCGCUGCCGCCGUCGCAGCAGUCUGCGAGCCUGAGGGUCCUGCAGACCCACAUCGACGAGCUGACCUCAGAGAAGCUGGAGCUGAUGCGCGGCCUGCAGCAGCAGGCCAAGCUGGCGGAGGGCAUGGCGGACGAGAUGCGGGCGCUCGAGGAGCGGAACGCGGGGCUGCUGGCGGCGCUGGAGGAGGAGCGGAAGGCGGGCAGGCAGCAGGCUGCGGAGGCGGGGGCUGCGGCGGCGGCGCUGCACCGGUUGGCACAGGAGCGCGACGCAUACAAGGUGGCGGCGCAGGAGGCUGCUGACCGCGCACAGUCCAUGGCCGCCGAAAACGUGGAGUUUGAAAACAGCCUCCUGGAGUCCAAGUCCGCCCGCCUCAAAGCGGAGAAGGCCGCGGCAGCCGCAACCUCAAAGCUGUCGAAGCUCGAGUCCCGCCUGCAGGCUGCAGAGGACGACGCCGCCCGCGCGCGCCGCGAGGCCGCGGCCGAGCGCGAGGCGGCCGAGGCAUUGGUCGCGGAGCGGCGGCUGCUGGUCGCGCGCGCGCUGCAGGCGGAGGCACGCGUUCCGAUCGCCGUGGGCGCAGCCGCGGGUGGUGGCGACGGCGGCGCGGCGGGCGUCCUCAGCGCGCUGGGCCCUGGGGAGGACGAGCGGCGGCUGGUGGAGAGCAUCCACGCGCUGCUGGAGGACUUGGAGGGCAGCUGGGCCGGGCUGGCGACGGACCUGUCUCAUGCGCGGGCGCUCAACCGUGAUCUGGAGGAUGAGAACGCCGAUCUGCAGGAGCAGAUCAGGCGCAUCACCAAGGCGGCCGCAGCAGCUGGCCUGCGGCUACCAGAGCCGGCGUCGGCAGACCCGCAGCAAGGUCAGGACGUGGGGGACAGGCCGCAGCAGCAACAGCAGCAGCAAGAGCAGCAGCAGCAGCAGCUCGCACAGUUCGCCAACGGCUUGCCGCAGACUCCGGUGCAGCAGCGGCGACCAGAGGGCACGACGGCGCAGCAGGAGGCGCUGCUGCUGCUGCCCGGCGGCAUCACGCCGGGCGUUUAG